Molecule: messenger RNA, 1392 nt
Organism: Blumeria graminis f. sp. triticale
Lineage: Eukaryota; Fungi; Ascomycota; Leotiomycetes; Helotiales; Erysiphaceae
Source: the annotation of a GenBank genome assembly
AUGUUAGACCGACCACAAAAUAUUGGAAUUAAGGCCAUUGAAAUCUAUUUUCCUAGUCAAUGUGUUGAACAGUCAGAACUAGAAAUAUUUGAUGGUGUUAGCCAAGGAAAAUAUACUAUCGGUCUCGGUCAGACCAAAAUGAGCUUUUGUGACGACCGAGAAGAUAUUUAUUCCUUUGCGCUGACCGCAUGCUCCAACCUCUUGAGUAAGUACAACAUAAACACACAUUCGAUUGGUCGUUUGGAGGUUGGUACAGAGACGCUCCUGGAUAAGUCAAAAUCAGUCAAGUCGGUACUUAUGCAACUAUUUGGCGACAACACUAACAUAGAAGGUGUCGACACCAUCAAUGCUUGCUAUGGUGGAACCAAUGCCGUGUUUAACACUCUAAACUGGAUCGAGUCUUCCGCGUGGGAUGGACGUGAUGCCAUCGUUGUCACAGGAGAUAUCGCUCUAUAUGCCAAAGGAAAUGCGCGUCCGACCGGUGGGGCAGGUGCCGUUGCUUUGCUGAUUGGGCCCAACGCGCCAUUAGUUGUCGAACCUGGCCUUCGAGGCUCAUACAUGCAACAUGCGUACGAUUUCUACAAACCAGAUCUUACUAGCGAGUACCCCAUCGUCGAUGGUCAUUUUUCUGUUAGAUGCUACACUGAGGCAGUUGAUGCAUGUUACAAAGCGUACAAUAAACGUGAGGUUACCCUCAAAGCUCUUCUCACAGGCCAUACAAAUUGUCACGCUGCCACCGAGACCCAUCCCGCCAGUAGUUCAACGCCGCUGGACCGAUUUGACUAUAUGGUCUUUCAUGCACCUACUUGCAAACUCGUCGCAAAAUCCUAUGCGCGUCUUCUAUACAACGACUUUCUAGUUAAUCCUACCGCAGAAGCUUUCGCAGGAGUCAAUGCAGAACUUAAGGAUAUGGAGUAUAUCAACUCCUUGACCGACAAACUAGUUGAGAAAACUUUCAUGGGAUUAACUCAAAAACGUUUUAACGAGCGUGUCUUACCCAGUAUCGAAGUCCCAACAAUGUGUGGAAAUAUGUACACUGCAAGUGUUUACAGUGGCUUAGCCAGUCUUCUGAGUAACAUAGACAGCUGUGAUCUCCAAGGAAAGCGUAUUGGUGUUUUCAGCUAUGGAAGUGGCUUAGCAUCAAGUAUGUUCUCAUUGAAGGUUGUAGGCUCUACAGAAACGCUACAAAAAACCCUAUGCCUCAAGGAAAGACUUGCCGCACGACAGACCGUUGCGCCUGUGGUUUAUGAAGAGAUGUGUGAACUUCGCAGAAAAGCACACCUUCAAAAGAACUAUACACCAUCUGGAAAUGUUAAUACUAUUGCAAAGGGUGUAUUCUUUCUCUCACACGUAGAUGAGAUGUUCAGACGUAAAUAUGAAAUCAAAGCAUAG